UGCCGACUUAACCUCGUUGUCGGAGUCCUCGACGAGAGUCUUCUUACGCAUGACGCCACCUGCGAGGUCUUCUGAGUCCGGGUACAGUAUAUAUGUGAUCCGGGGGUUGGUGACCUACAAAGUGGAGAUUCAGUGGAGUAGUGGGUAGUGGAGCAGUAGUGGAGAGACCAGGAAGCGGCAGCAAAGACAGCGAGUGAGGCACGCAUGUCCACGUCACAUCGGCGAGCGAACGCAUCUCGAUCGUGCCAGCGAAAUCGCGGAGGGGACCACAAUGACAGAGGAUAACGGGCGGGCUCUCGCGAGAAGAUGGAUCUCGAGGAUAAUACUCGCUACGUUUCUCGCGCUCAUCAUUUUGAGUCUGCCGGCGAUGUGCCAGCGGCACGAGUCGCCGAGCUUCAAGUAUUCCAAGGAAGCCAACGAGAUCUACUCGGAUGAACGACAUCAGUAUCAGCCUUAUGAUCAUGAUCACGAUCACGAUCACGUUCACGUUCACGAUCAUGAACAUGAACAUGAACAUGAAGAACAUGAUCCGAUACGGUAUGAUCCACAUGGCCAUGAGUACCCUCCUCCGAAAGCUUCGACAAAACCAAGCCCUCCGCAUAUUAAGAAUUACAAAGAUAUUGUUGUAAGAGCCAUUGGGUCGACCUUGAUCAUAUCUGCCGCACCUUUCCUCAUAUUGUUCUUCGUGCCGCUUGACAACACCGAGCAAAGUGAGUGGCUGCUCAAGAUCCUGCUGAGCUUCGCGUCUGGUGGCCUGCUAGGCGAUGCGUUUCUUCAUUUGAUUCCACACGCGAUGAUCCCUCACUCACACGGCUCUUCAGAAACACACUCACACUCGCAUUCCAAUUCUCAUGACGAACCAGGACAUCACAAACAUGAUAUAUCCGUCGGUUUGUCCAUAUUGUUAGGGCUAAUAGUAUUUCUAAUGGUGGAGAAGGCAGUACGUAUUGUUAAGGGCGAUCAUGGCCAUUCACAUGAGAAAAAAAAUGUUUUGGUAGAGAAGAGAGAGGGGAAGAAAGAGGAGAGGAAAGAGGAGAAAAAAGAGGGGAAGAAACAGGAGAAAAAAGAGGAGAAGAAAAAUAGCGGUAAAGCAGUUUCCAAGGCGUGCAAGACACCUGAAAGCGAUAUCAAGAUCGCCGGCUAUCUGAACUUGGCGGCGGACUUCCUGCAUAACUUUACAGAUGGUCUGGCUAUAGGAGCCAGUUACAUGGCUGGAGACAGUAUCGGUUACGUAACGACAUUCAUGAUAUUGUUACAUGAAAUUCCUCAUGAAAUUGGUGAUUUUGCCAUCCUGAUACAAAGUGGAUACAGUAAAAGUAAGGCUAUGAAGAUGCAGUUGGUCACUGCUAUAGGAGCUUUAUUAGGAACUUUUAUUUCUUUGUUGGCAGAAGGAAUGGGUGAUUUUGCAACAAAGUGGAUUCUUCCUUUUACAGCAGGAGGCUUUAUUUACAUUGCAACCGUUUCUGUAAUACCAGAACUUUUAACUGCCACCAAACUUUGGCAAUCAGUUCAGGAGAUAUCUGCACUUCUUGUCGGAGUAUCUCUGAUGGUUUUUAUGUCAAACAUCGAAUAAGAAAUACAUUUGUUCAAAUUUA
Temnothorax curvispinosus is the source of this 1595-nucleotide messenger RNA. It is a transcript of the gene Catsup, whose product is annotated as protein catecholamines up. Lineage: Eukaryota; Metazoa; Arthropoda; Insecta; Hymenoptera; Formicidae. Gene Ontology annotation, cellular component: membrane. The transcript has 4 exons. Gene Ontology annotation, molecular function: zinc ion transmembrane transporter activity. Gene Ontology annotation, biological process: zinc ion transmembrane transport; intracellular zinc ion homeostasis. Bases 272 to 1573 code for a protein of 433 amino acids. The record is from RefSeq and is a predicted model, not a curated record.